UGUUUCAUCUGAUUGUGCGCGAGUGAGGCCCGCCUCAUAAGUUGUCUUUACUGACCGGCGUAUGCACACAGAGAGACCCACAGACGGCCCACGUCAUUCAUUAUGUAUGUAUGUACACACACACACGUCCAUUCAUCCAUCGACAACCCCCCCCUAUACUACCAACGCCAUCUAGUCAACAGAGCGAUAGUCGACCCGUUCUGGACAUUGCACUCCUCCAUCGUCUCCGUGUCGAGCGGCCUGCAGCAAGCCAUGCACACAACGUGCCACCUCCCACCGGAUGCCGUGCAGUCGGUUGGCAUACAUUCUCCUGUUGAUGACGCAGUACAUCCACGGCUCGGUGAUGGGAAUUCCUGUGCGUCUGCGGAUGGCCAGCUUCACCUCAUACACAGUGGCACUGGGUCGCACCAGAAACUCGCCCUUCGUGCCAGUACAUGUGGCCGCACGCACGAGCAAGUACUCCACUCCUGGCGUCUUCCACCUGACGCACGACACGCAGAAACGCAUGACAUUGAUCAGCAUGGCUUUGUUUUUUUUGGCGUACCGCUCAUGGGCGGCGGGCAGGGCGUAUUUGAGGCGUGCUUCGCUUGCCCGCCUCUCUUCUGCAGUGCGCUCUUCGUCGACCGAAAGAUCCCUGCAGACGAAAACGUAAACAGGGGAGGCAAUGCGUCCAGCCCUCAUGUCCUCUUUCUCUGGUCAGGCAGUUUAGCUGACGAGAAGUAUUCGAAGCCCAGGAUGUCCUUGAACACCAUCCGAUCCGCCUCCACGCUACCAUCAUCCUCUCUCUUGAAUUGCUCACACGGCAGGAUGGCCACCCGGAACGAUACGCUGCGCAAAAUAUAUACAAUGGACCACCAAUGUGGCGUCUGUCUGUCUGUCUGUCGAGUCUUUCCCUCACGUACUGAAUAGGUGCUUCUCGCAUGCCGAUGACGCGACACACCUCGCUGUAGAGGUCAGGAUGCUGCAACACCGCACGCGAUACCUGCAACGAAAAGUACAGAUGCCGGCUGCCCUUCUCUCUUUUCGAUUCUCGUCACCAUGCGUACCGCUUCGAGAUGCCAAGGCAGGUCAAUCCUUCUACACUGAGCCGCCUGCAAGUGAGAAGAACCGGCAACACACGCCGCAGGCAAACAGAUAGACGUUCACCCUUCACCCACCCAUCCCGCCUUACAACGAUCAUCCAAAGGAGCCAGUCUCGGACAGCCAAUCUGGCAUCGUAGUAGCCACGGUAGCGGACCUGCUUGCUCACGGCAAUGAGGACAUCUCCCCACGGCAGCUGACCGAGUGACUGCCACACGCGCGUCAGGUGCUGAGGGAGGGGCUGCUGGACGGGUGCGAUGCUGAGUAGUGGCACCACGGCCGUGCGGAAGGCGGCGAUGUCGGCCUGGUUGUCACACACGUGGUCAGAUGCCAUCAGGCAGGAGAGGGUGUGAUCGUCGAAAGCCGUCACGUUGGGGGCCAGUGCGGGCAGCCAGUGUCCUACAAUGCCGUGUAGACGGUCACUCGAGGAAUCGGUGAGGCACUGGAGCAGCCGCUCACUCACUCGGCGAUCUAACGCACUGCAACAGACACAAGGAAAGAGACCAAGUGAGUGGACCUGAAGAGGGCCCGUCAGCACAUAUCGCACCUACCAUGCCAUGUCCUUGAGCUUCCCCCAGCUCCGCUCCACGGCGCAUUUGCGCAGGUAGUGCAGCGCGAUCUCACACAUCGGCAACACGCUCGCCUGCACCCGCACCACCACGUCGGCCAGCGUCUUGUCACUCACACCCCUCGCUGACAGCUCCGCUGGAGGAAGGUUGGGGGCUGUCAGCCUGAGCCGGGUGUGCGUCAUGCUGCCGAGCGCCACCAAACCGAAGGCCCUGAGUGGUGACUGCGGCAGCUUGUCGCCAAUGCUGCAAAUCGGGUCAGGCGCUCCAUCGACGUACACGGUCGCUGUUGCCGCGAAGCAGCGGACGAAUGCACCGCCCCCGACCUGCCCGCGGACAGUUGCUCUGGCCUGCUGCUCGACGCUCACGCGCACGGCCCACUCGGUCACGUCGGAAAGCCGUGACUCCGAUGUGCACGUGAACGGCUGGACGGACACGUCAGUGACGAAGCGGCUGUCGGAUAUCUCGUCGGGGUCGCUCAUGGAAUGGUCGAAGGGGCGGGUGGUGAUAUCUCCGAGAAGCUCCUGCUCAAACACGCGACCUGCAUGCGCCAAAACCAAAAUGCCUGCAUCCCACCGCACCUUGCCAGCUCAUUCCAAUCACUCACCCAGCGCUUGUUUGACGUCCUGCGAUCCAGUGGCUUCGGUAAGGAAAGUCGCGAGGUCGCUGCUGGAGGGGUCCAUGACGCCGCUGGACAUCUGGCGACUCACUCCCUCCACCAGGUCACGCACACACUGGUGGGAGUCAGGCUCAGACGAGGGGGUGCUGAUGUCUUUGAUGAUGCGGGGACGGGCGAACAGGCAGCUGCAGAGCGCGUCGAGCAGGCCUGCGUCCUCCUGGAUGAGGCGCGUGACGACUGGUGCGGUGGGGAUCUGCUUGAGCACCAACACGGAGAAGUCAACGUCGUCGCACCAACGCGAAUCUACUACCUGAGCGAACGAACGAGCAAACAUCCAAUCGGUUGGCCAAUGCGUAUCACAGUCAGUCAUGUCAAGCCCUUUCCCACCUUGGCUGCGAUUUGCUUGAGCAGAUCAUUGAGGCUCUCCCUGUUGUCAGCAGACUGGUCGUGGUCGGCGCCGAAGCCCAGGAAGUCGAUGACUGCCAGCACAUCGAUAAGGUUGCCCGAAGUCACCCCCUGCACGAUGGCCGACGCCGGGCGCUGCAGCACCACCGCCGCCACAUCACGAGUGACGCCCUCGAGGAUGCUCAAGCCGCCACCAUCGGCACCACAGUCCAAUGCAGCACUCUGCGGACAAGGCACAGACAGUGAAGAACCAAGAUCUGUGAGCUGUCCGUUGCUCGUGCUUUCUCUCCUCACCUCGUAGAAGUUGCAUUGGCUGCGGAAGUACUGGAACUGCAGCAGCACGCUCCUAUGUACAGGAAUGCUGCUGGAGCCGUCUGCCGCCUGAAACACCAGAGUGACGAACCCGUCUUCUUCCAUGGAUGCCGGCUGCUGAAUCAACGCUUGCUGCCGACCAGCAGCUUCCAGGGAAGAAUGGUGUUGCUCAUCGGGCUUGAAUCCA
Messenger RNA from Vitrella brassicaformis, 3169 nucleotides. NCBI's taxonomy places the organism in Eukaryota, Vitrellaceae. The record is from the annotation of a GenBank genome assembly.